GAGCGACACUGAGCUCGGGGCUUGCCGGCGCAGCAGCGGAGCCGGGGGUGGCAAGGGGAAGGCGACACUCGCUUUGGGUUGCCUUCGUGCAGAGCUACCAGGAAGGUUUUGCAGUAGCCACCGCUGCUGGAGCGGCGGGAGGAGGGUUUGAGGUGGCCUCUGAGUAGUCCGGAGAAGGUGGGCAUUUCUUGUUUUUUCCCAGCCCUCUCCUGGUCUUUCCCCUCCGCUUGUCUCUCCCUCCCUACAACCCCACACCCCACGUGAAGCGGAAUAUAAGGGGGGGGGGUGAUAUUAGAGGGGGAAGUGAAUGGUGUAGGACUGAAGGGGUCCUCCCCCUUCGGGUCCUCGGCAGCCCUGUUCACCAUCGUUCAUCCUCCCUUCCCGAAGCUCGCCUUCGAAGGCAGGAGCAGCGGGUGCCUUCCGCUGAAGAGGAGGAGGAGAAGGAGGGAUCGCGCCGGGCGAAGCGUCAGGUCUGGUUUUCCUCCCGGCGUCUUGAAUAAAAAGAUUACCGUGCAGAAGGAAAUUGGCAUUCGCCGCCUCCGUCCCAGUACCCAACACAAUGCACCAGCCGCCUGAGUCCGCCACGGCCGCUGCAGACAUUAGUGCUAGGAAGAUGGCGCACCCGGCGAUGUUCCCAAGAAGGGGCAGCGGCAGUGGCAGCGCCUCUGCUCUCAAUGCAGCAGGUACCGGCGUUGUUAGUAAUGUCCCAUCUUCCGAGGAUCUUCCGCCUCCGUCGCUGCUUCAGCCGCCACCUCCUGCAGCAUCCUGUACGUCGGGACCACAGCCUCCGCCUCCACAAAGCCUGAACCUCCUUUCGCAGGCUCAGCUGCAGACACAGCCUCUCGCACCAGGCGGAACUCAAAUGAAAAAGAAAAGUGGCUUUCAGAUAACUAGUGUUACCCCGGCCCAGAUCUCCGCCAGCAUCAGCUCUAACAACAGUAUAGCAGAGGACACUGAGAGCUAUGAUGAUCUGGAUGAGUCUCACACAGAAGAUCUUUCGUCUUCCGAGAUCCUUGAUGUAUCACUUUCCAGGGCUACUGACUUAGGGGAACCUGAACGCAGUUCCUCAGAAGAGACGCUUAAUAACUUUCAGGAAGCUGAGACACCUGGGGCAGUCUCUCCCAACCAACCUCACCUUCCACAGCCUCAUUUGCCUCACCUUCCACAACAGAAUGUUGUGAUUAAUGGGAAUGCUCAUCCACACCACCUUCAUCACCACCAUCACAUUCAUCAUGGGCACCACCUCCACCAUGGGCACCACCACCCAUCCCACGCUGGUGUGGCCAGUACAUCCAUUCCUGGAGGGCCACCCUCAAGCCCAAUAUCCAGAAAACUCUCCACAACUGGAAGCUCUGACAGUGUUAUACCAGCUGCACCAACUUCUGCUGCAUCAUCGGGUGGCUCACCUGCAUCUGUAGUGACUAAUAUCCGUGCUCCCAGUACUACGAGCAGUAUAGGAGUAAAUUCUGUUACUGGCACUAAUACGAUGAAUAAUGUUACCAUUACUGCUGUGGGUAGUUUUAAUCCUAAUGUGACAAGCAACGUGCUUGGUAAUGCUAAUAUAACCCCAAGCAAUAUUUCUAGUGCUCCUAGUGUGAGUGUUGGGCCUGGAGUUAAUAGCAGUGUUAAUGUGAAUAUCUUGAGUGGCAUGGGCAAUGGUACUCUUUCUUCUGCUGUUGUUAAUAGUGUACCUAAUGCAGCUGCAGGGAUGGCUGUGGGAUCAGUUUCAAGUCAGCAACAACAGCCAACAAUUAACACUUCAAGGUUCAGAGUUGUGAAGUUAGAUUCUAGUUCUGAACCUUUUAAAAAAGGUAGGUGGACUUGCACUGAGUUCUAUGAAAAAGAGAAUGCUGUACCUGCUGCAGAAAGUGUGAUAAAUAAAGUGGUGGAAACUGUAAAACUAAACCCAAUAGAAGUGACUUCUGAGAGGGAGAGCACUAGUGGGAGUUCAGUGAGCAGUAGUGUCAGCACACUGAGUCACUACACAGAGAGUGUGGGAAGUGGAGAGAUGGGAGCCCCUACUGUGGUGGUGCAGCAACAGCAGCAGCAACAACCAGCUCUUCAAGGUUUGGCCCUUCAGCAGAUGGAUUUCAGUAGCACUGGCCCUCAGAGUAUUUCAGCAGUUAGUAUACCACAGAGUGUUUCUCAGUCACAGAUCUCACAAGUACAAUUACAGUCUCAAGAACUGAGCUAUCAGCAAAAGCAAGGUGUUCAACCAGUACCUCUGCAAGCCGCUAUCAAUGCUGUGACUGGUAUCCAGCCAUCACCUGUUAAUGUGGUUGGAAUAACUUCAACUUUAGGUCAGCAGCCUUCCAUUUCUAGUUUGGCUCAGCCCCAACUGCCAUAUUCUCAGACGGCUCCUCCUGUACAAGCUCCCCUUCCAGGGGCAACAUCCCAACAGUUACAAUAUGGACAACAAUCGACUGUUCCCACACAGAUGGCUCCAGGUCACAGUAAACCACUAACUCAAAUUUCUACUUCUGAGUUUGUACAGCAGCAGCCAAGCCUUCAAAAAGCAGUGUCCUCUGGUCAGCCCAGUUCUGCAGCAGUGGGAGCAGGAACAACAGUGAUUCCUAUGGCUCAGCCACAGAGUAUCCAGCUGCCAGUGCAGUCUGUGGCAGUCCAAGCACAACCUGUAGGGGCAUCUGGUCAGCCUGUUGGCCAGGUUCAAACAGCAGUAUCUGCUGUACCUACUGGCAGUCAAAUUGCAAAUAUUGGUCAACAAACAAAUGUACCCACUGCAGUGCAGCAGCCCUCUUCCCAAGUCACACCUGCAGUUAUUCAGCAAGGUGCUCCUCCAUCUUCACAAAUAGUUCCACCUGCUCAGACUGCAAUUCUUCAUCAGGGAGUUCAAACUAGUGCUUCAAGCCUUCCUCAACAACUGGUCAUUGCACCCCAAAGUACCUUGUUAACUGUGCCUUCCCAGCCACAAGGAGUAGAAUCAGUAGCUCAAGGAGUUGUUUCACAGCAGUUGCCUGCAGUUAGUCCUGUACCCUCUGCUAGUAGUAUUUCUGUUACAAAUCAGGUUAGUUCAGCUGGUCCUUCUGGAUUGUCUUCUGCCCCAACAAACGUGGUUCCACCACAGAAUAUAGCACAACCCCCUGCCACUCAAAAUGGUAACAUGAUUCAAAGUGUUAGUCAACCUCCCUCCAUAGCAGCUAAUGUAAAUUUGCCUUUGGCACAACAGAUAUCACUAAAUUCUCAGUUCUCUGCACAGUCAUUAGCUCAGGCAAUUGGAAGCCAAAUUGAAGAUGCCAGGCGCCCUGCGGAACCCUCCUUAGUUGGCUUACCUCAGACUAUCUGUGGUGACAGUGGGGCAAUGUCAGCAGUUUCAGAUGGGAGUAGCAGCAGCCUAGCAGCCUCUGCUUCUCUUUUCCCGUUGAAGGUGCUACCGCUGGUGGAUGGCGAGGAUGAGAGCUCUCUAUUUCAGUGCUUCUCUCCUACCAGAGGUGCAAGGAGUGAUCCUAGAACCACAGAUACAGCCAAGACCACGGAGAGCUUUUGACGUCAGGGGUCCAUUUUCUCCACUGAACCCUUGAAGGCAGAAUAUCCAGCUUCUGGAGAGAGUGGGAAAGGAUAAUAAACAAGUGGGUGCUUUCCAUUAUUUACUUGGGUUUAUUUAUAGAUUGAAGUGUCCUUCCUUUGCCCAUUUAAUUCUAUUGGUAAACUCCUUGGGUUCAUAUUAGAGCUGAGUAGGGCUUCAAUCUAUUUGGUUUUCUGAGAAUGCUAACUAGUGCCCAUUCAAAAAAAAGACCUAAAUUUAUUUUUCUCUCCAGAUAAUUAAAGCAGUGCGUAACUUGGGGCACUCGAUUUGGUGAAUACCUUGCCUAGUUCACAGUACUUUUAAAAAAAGUAAUAUUUGCCCAUUUUAGACUUAGUGGACUUCUAAGUUGCUGUUUAUAUUCCAGUAAUUGAGAAGUUUCUGUAUUUCAUCUUUGGGCAAGCUGGACAUCUGAACUUGCCUAACUUAUAAAGUCUGAUGUCCAGGUAUUAUCCUACCCUGUUAGUGAGAAACUUUUGGUCUUUUUCAUAUCUCAAACUUUAGGACUUCCAUAUUAUAUAUGUCUUUUAGAAGAUACAUUGAUAGUACUAUUAUGGUUUUACUGUCAAAUGUAGGCUUCAUUCUUUAAUAAGAUAAAUAUGAAUGAAUAUAAGUUUUAGGGUAUAAUAUUCCUGAAAGCUAUGUUAAAUAUACUCGGAAGUAGUUUUCCAGUCCUUAGGAAUAAUGUUAUUUGUGGCAAAAGCCUUGUCCUAGAUUUUCCCCAUGGCAUUAAAAUGGUUUUCUCUUAGUUUCUUUGAUGCCAAGGGUAGGAUUUGAUUCUAGGAAAUUCUUAUCAUCUACAAUGGGUAGAAUGUAAACUUGGUACCUUUGGCAAGUUUUCAUUUUUCCUUGGUGGAUUCCUUCUGUGACUCCAGGUAUCUUGAUAAUGGGAGACUGGUUUAUUUGUUCUCUAAUUGCCCAGAUUUCUUUCAACUGGUAAACAUCAUACUUCUUCAGCAAAAGGAACUCUUCUAGCAGAGCCUUCAUGGAUGAUAUCUGUCACACAUGCAGCACCUGCAAUUUGGAAGGCAGUGGUGAACGGAACCAUGCAAUAUAUCUAGAAGACACAAGGAUGAGAGAGCCACCUGAUUUUGUCAUUCAUAAACUUUAAGAUUUAUUUUGGUGUACUCUUGGUCUGGAAAUGGAAAGGCUCAAAUAAUGAAAUAAUUUUUUCAGAUUGGAAUUUUACAUGGCCGUGAAAAUAUUCCUUUCUAUUCAGAAGACUGAAAUAGAGGAAGCAUGAGAGACUCCUUUCUUUUAAAAGCAGCUCUCUGUAUCUGUUUUACUUAAAAGAUUUGUGGGAUUGAAAUCACCUUAAUCACGUAGGAAAACUUUUUUAGUAUAGGAGAUCCAAAAAGUUACUGAAACUGUUUUUUGUUAUUUGAUAAUGAAAGGAACUAGAAAUAAAGGAUGAACUUCUUAAUUACUUCCAAAUUACUUUUAAAAUUAGGGCAACACUCUUAGCUUAUCUUUUUCUGAUCUUGAGCCUUGUUCUCAUUUGUCAAUAAACAGUGAAUCCAGUAUAGAAGUAGAAGAGACAUCUUUUGAGAUGAAAGUAGCUUACUCCUUCUAAAGUAGUAAAUACCUGUGAAACUUGAGGUAUUGUCUUUCAUUGAUAGCACAGUAAAAUUUGAAUGAUACUGAAACAAAGUCAAUUAGUAGCAUAUGUAAGUGUUGCAAGGUAAUCAUCCAAACUAUCAAUUGUGGGUAAUAGUUAUCAAAAUUUUUCUAUUUCUCUUUCUGGUAUCUAUUAACUGGUCAGUCAAAGCUAUUAAAGAAAUUUUUAAAAGUUACCUGAUGUUGCCAGUUUGUUUUAUUUGGUACAAAUUUUAAGAGAAAUAGAAUUAUUAACAUAGAAGCAUAUAACAUAUUUUAGGAAUCUAGAAACAUUUGCUAAAUUAUACCCUGGCCUUUACUUUUUCUUGGCUAUCUAUUAGAGCUUUUUUUCCUCAUUAAUUAUAAAUACGUUUUUGUAAAGUACUGAAAAGUAAGCUUAAAAGAUCAGUUUAAACUAAAAUUUCUUCAGAGAGCUCUGAAUUUUCAUGAAUGGUUACAGCUUUUAAUGCUUGGUUUGUUUUUGUUAACUGUUAGUAAGACAGUUUUUACAAACACAUAAAUUUAAUACUCAACAUCUUAGAAAGAACUCAGGGGAAUUGAAAGUGAAAUUUCUUGGAAAUUAAGUUAAACUCUUUGAACCAGUUUAUGGCCUAUGAGAUUAUAGCCUUUUGUUUCAGUUUUGAAAGAUGAAAAGUGAUUUAGUCUCUUAAUCAUGCUUUGAUUAAAUUUAGCUCUGUU
Messenger RNA from Phyllostomus discolor (pale spear-nosed bat), 5836 nucleotides. RefSeq names its product TSC22 domain family member 1 (gene TSC22D1). NCBI's taxonomy places the organism in Eukaryota, Metazoa, Chordata, Mammalia, Chiroptera, Phyllostomidae. Bases 560 to 3505 code for a protein of 981 amino acids. Gene Ontology annotation, biological process: regulation of transcription by RNA polymerase II. The record is from RefSeq and is a predicted model, not a curated record. The transcript has 2 exons.